CGGUUAACCAAAAUGACGCAAUGAAAGUGGACUGCCAGCACCGUAUACAAAAUAAACGCUUCAGUAUAAAACGCAAGGCAACAGCCACUCCCAGAUGUCUUUAAUGCCUUAUUUUAGCUGCUUGCUCUCGGGUGUACACCAAGGCAGUGACAAACCGGAGCGUCCCGGGGACCAUAACGAGUGCACCCAUUGUUAUUUUUUUAGCGGCUAUUACACAUUGGCCGAUUGUUGGCUACCAUAAUAGCUUGCUAAUCAACUUUAACUGUGUGUAUCAACGAGCAAAUGUGGUUGAUAGUUAAUUAGAAACUAUACAAAGUGAAGAAAAUGAACAGUCGACUGCAAGAGAUUCGCGAGAAACAAAAACGUAGACGCGAGCUUUUAGCUCAACAGUUGGGAGCUGAAAGUGCAGACAGCAUCGGAGCUGUCUUAAACAGCAAAGAUGAACUAAAAGAAAUCGAGGAGACAAGAGAGACAUGCAGGGCUUCAUUUGACAGUUUAGUCGUACCUUCCAAAAGGAAGGCCCUGACGGAGGGAGAGGACACAGAAGAAGAUGUUGAAGAACCAAAGGUGAGCAUUAGGAAUCUACAUGGGUUAAAGAAGCAUCCACCCUAUCAUAUGAUUUAUAAAUAUGAUUAA
Molecule: messenger RNA, 636 nt
Organism: Notothenia coriiceps (black rockcod)
Lineage: Eukaryota; Metazoa; Chordata; Actinopteri; Perciformes; Nototheniidae
Product: N6-adenosine-methyltransferase subunit METTL14-like
Exons: 3
Coding region: 325-636 (103 amino acids)
Source: RefSeq, a predicted model, not a curated record